Molecule: messenger RNA, 1440 nt
Organism: Penicillium subrubescens
Lineage: Eukaryota; Fungi; Ascomycota; Eurotiomycetes; Eurotiales; Aspergillaceae
Gene: trm5
Product: tRNA (guanine) methyltransferase
Exons: 4
Coding region: 1-1440 (479 amino acids)
Biological process (GO): mitochondrial tRNA methylation; tRNA N1-guanine methylation
Cellular component (GO): cytoplasm; mitochondrial matrix
Source: RefSeq, a predicted model, not a curated record
AUGGAGUCCAGUAGGGAACAUUUCCAACAGGUUCCCCGUGAACUGCCCGCCAUGUUCCGCCCUCCCGUCAACCGUGCGAUGAAGACCCUCGACCGGUCGUUCUUCCGCAAAACCGUGCCAAUCGCUGCCGCGAAGAUCUUCGAGAAGUCGCAAAUUUCAAACGUCCGCCAGGCGCUUGGCAAGAAUAAGGAUCUACUGGUUCUACCGCGACUCAACGUUGUGCGCGAUUUCAAGGAGCAGGAUGGGGCAACCCGCAAGGGCCUUUUGCUGCGCGAGGAUGUUAAAGCUGAUGACAAGACGACUUGGUCGCCGGUGAUCAACGAGCUCGUGGAGAAGGGCGCGGUGGAUGUGUCCCCGUAUGAUCUGGAACUCGAUUACGAUUACUGGAGCUACGCCGAAAUCGCGAGCGCCGUCCUCCCAGAAGAAAUGGAAGAGGUCCCCCAGGGAUUCACACAAGUGGGGCAUGUCUUGCAUUUGAACCUCCGAGAGCAUUGGCUUCCAUAUAGAUAUAUCAUCGCCGAGAUCCUGAAGGACAAAAACCCCUCCAUCCGCACCGUGAUCAACAAGACCGAAGAUGUUGGCUCGCACAGCCAAUUCCGCACAUUCCCAUUCGAGCUGCUUGCCGGUGAUAGCGACAUGAACGUCAUUCAACACGAGCAAGAUUGCGAGUUCCGAUUCGAUUAUUCCCGCGUGUACUGGAACAGCCGCUUGGAGACCGAGCACCGCCGGCUCGUGGAGAAGUUCGCGCCUGGCCAGAUGGUUGCCGACGUGAUGGCGGGUGUUGGACCCUUCGCGGUGCCUGCUGGGCGCAAGCGCAUCUUUGUCUGGGCCAACGACUUGAAUCCCCAUGGUUACGAGGUGAUGCAGGAUGCGACUAAGCGCAACAAGGUUCAAGACUUUGUUACUCCAUUCAAUCAAGAUGGACGCGAGUUCAUCCGCUUCGCAGCCAAGUCCCUCCUCGAAGCUGAUCCCGUGACUGUCACCAUCCAGCCCAAGGGAGGACGCAGGGAUAAGAAGAGCCAGACGAACGAUGGCAAAGCUGUUGAACAGCCUCCGGCGCAGAAAUAUGUGCGCCCGCAGUUUGUUGACCACUAUGUUAUGAACCUGCCUGCCACCGCCAUCGAGUUCGUGGAUGCCUUCCAGGGCCUCUAUACUGGCAAGGAGGAGCUUUUCACACCUCAUACUUCUCAAAAACUUCCAAUGGUUCACGUUUACUGCUUCUCGGGUAAUUCCGAUAAUGAGGUGGAUGACCACAAGGAUAUCUGCGAGCGGAUAUCAGAGCGCAUUGGAUUUACCAUCACCCCCGAGGACCGCGUUGGAGGCACUGGGAACCCUGCCAUUGAACUGGAUAUCUUCAAUGUCCGCCUUGUCAGUCCCAAGAAGCAGAUGUUCUGCGCGAGCUUCCGUAUCCCACCGGAGGUCGCAUUCCGCAAGGUUUAG